Molecule: messenger RNA, 981 nt
Organism: Opisthorchis viverrini
Lineage: Eukaryota; Metazoa; Platyhelminthes; Trematoda; Opisthorchiida; Opisthorchiidae
Exons: 5
Source: RefSeq, a predicted model, not a curated record
AGCUCGAGUAUCGAUUAUUUGUCGAACAUACUCAUCACAUCGCUCAGGUGCGAACACGUUCGCCCGUUCAGACGCGAGAAUUUAAAUGCAUCCAACGUGCGCUGGUGGAGUAGUGGGAACACGUUCGCCUCACAUUGCUUCCCUUUGGUGUGGAUUCACAUGAAUAAUUGCGCCAGGACAGGAGGACGACUGUUCAAAACGAGCCAUGUGAAACUGAAGGAAACUGAACAAUACACCUCCCGCAAAAUCCCCACUGUGACAGAUGAGAUGAAUGCACGAAUCUGCAAGGCUCGGGCCGCGUUUGCUAACUUGAGACACCUAUGGCGUCAGAAUGGUUUAUCCCUGAACCUCAAGAGACUUGUGUAUCAAGCUACAGUGUUUGACAAUAGUUGUCUCAGAAACAUAGCUCGUGUGUAUUGGUGUCGGCGAAUCCGUAACGAGACUGUUAGAAAGCGCGUUUUCGGUUAUGCAAUGGGUACUUUCAUUGAAGAAUGUGUCCAGCACCAGAAGCUGCUGGUUGCACGCUCGCCUCGCAUGUCACAUGUCUGGGGUUCAAAUCCUGGCACGGCCAUUGGAUAUGCACUGCUGUUGAGCUCUAAUAAGAGCGAAACUCGAGUCCAGUGCUUCCCUUUGGUGUGGACUCAUCGGAAUAAUUACGCCAGAACAGGAACACGGCCGCCGUUCAAACGAGAGUGGUCUGGCUAUGAACAAAAUAUCUACCCCGAAAAACCUCAAAACUAUGCUCAUUCUCUUGCUGCUGUUCAGCAGAGCAUAUUGGAUGCAUGGCAAGGUAAAAGAACGAAGGAACAAAGGCCACCCUGGCUGUAUUCUGGGACUAGGAAGAUGAUAACAAUCUCAGUCUUGUGGCCUCUAACAGAUGCGACGCAGAGCAUGACACCAAGCCAAAACCCCAUAUUGCUUGCAAGGCGCGUUCCAAUCCAUCCACCCAACACCCACACAACGCACGAUCGCACUGCCUGA